UGUAAGAAAGCAAACCAGCCCUCUUCCUCUGCGGGACGAGCCAAGAAACUAGAUAACAGUCUGACGGAGUCAUUUUCCCACAGCUGGAAUCUGAAAUCAAGACCAUCGGGACAAUUUAUGCUGUAUGCAAAGACGCCAUUUGCGUGAAGUCUGAGGUUCAGGAGAGAAAACCAUCCUUUCACAAUGCUGACUUUGACCGUUGUAUUUCUCCUGCUUGGUUUGACUCAGCUACACGGCCAAACACAGAAAUUGUACAUGCAUCGCAAUUCUUUUGAUGACCAAUAUAUUUGUUGUUCAGAAAAUCUGAAGAAAGAAAUCAUGCCAAAUCUACUAAAGGCAGAAAAAUCUAAAAACCCACAGUUUGGUGCAGCCUGGGACAGAGCAGAGAAAAUAGUGAAGGAGUUAUUUCAAAAUGAUGAAAUUGACCCUGAAAGAGAUUAUUUUUCUGUAGCGCUAUUUCUGUUUGCCAUGGAAGAUCCGGAGUUGGAGUCUUUUUUCGAGCAGUUCAACGCUAACGUAAGCACGGCCGGGCGCUCCAGGGAGGAAUACAUGACAAAUUUUCAUUUUAAGGCUUUUCAUUUUUACCUGACCAGAGGUCUGCAGGACAAUACUGUCAAACAAGCGUCUAAAAAGCAUUUCUUUACAACAUUCCAUUUACCAAAUAAUGCAACAUUGCCGAUACGCUUUGGGAGAUUUCUAAGGGUUAAACACGAGACAAAGGACAGUUCACUGCUUUUGUCUUCUUCUUUAUAUUACACAACGCUUCAUGUUCCACCUUUUUUUGAAAACGAAAUUACCAUCUUUCCAGUUUCAGAAGUAUUUUAUUUUAUAAAUCAAGGGCAGAAACUUCAAUAUGCCACCAGUUCCGGAAUUAAAUGCAGUUUUUUUAACUGCGCAUAUCUUGGAGGGGAAAAACGGAAAGUCCCCACCUGCAUUCCAGAAAGUGAAUUUCUUGGCAACUGCAAUGCAGCUCCAGGAAGACCUGUCCUGCUACCGGAGACCCCUCACAUCUUCACAGGGCUCAUCCUAGCUAUUAAUGCAGCUUUUAUGAAACUGGUCUGAGAUCUGCUAACAUGAAAUAUUGUAUCAACAUUCAAAGAUCCUUACUUUCCAAGACCCCUGCUUUCGAGACUCCUGCAUUUAGGGACACUUGAACUGUGAUACAGGGUAGCAGUGGGGUUGUUGUUGUUGCGCUGCGGAUAAGUAAACAUGUAAAACAGAGUCCAAUGGUGGAGUAUAUUUCACUAUUUUGACUGGAAUAAAUGUAGAAUGGAACUCACAUAUAAUAGAGCUUCUAACCAGCUCUAGGUUACAGUGCAUGGGCGGAACAAUCCCUGCCUGGGAUAUAAAGAGGUCUUCUUGUUCUUGGUAUGAAUCCACAGCAAAACAAGUAAUGGGAACGUUCAGUCAGGUAUAAUCAGCAGAAUAUGUAAAUACAAAAACACAAACUCUAGUGCUCUUUGUAGACAACAGCCAUGAGUUGUAUAAAAGAGAGCUACUGUCAGGAUGUUUAAUACAGAUUGUGUCACUCGGUUUAAAAAAAUAAAAAAUCUUCUUUUAACAAAA
Molecule: messenger RNA, 1566 nt
Organism: Pelobates fuscus (common spadefoot toad)
Lineage: Eukaryota; Metazoa; Chordata; Amphibia; Anura; Pelobatidae
Product: ecto-ADP-ribosyltransferase 3-like
Exons: 6
Coding region: 184-1062 (292 amino acids)
Molecular function (GO): NAD+ poly-ADP-ribosyltransferase activity; NAD+-protein-arginine ADP-ribosyltransferase activity
Source: RefSeq, a predicted model, not a curated record